UUUCCUCCCCGGACCGUAAAAAUGGCGGCGCUUGUGAGUGGCAAUGGGGAGCAGUUAGCCACAUUUUUGUGUGUUACAUAAGAAGAAAAACGUGUCAGUUGAGAGUGUUAUAAUUGAAAAACAUGGGUUUGAUGCGGCACGUCGUGUGCGCCAUGUCCGGCGGCGUGGACAGCUCUGUAGCGGCUUUACUGCUGAAGAGAAGAGGUUACAGUGUGACAGGAGUGUUCAUGAAGAACUGGGACUCUCUGGAUGAGAGUGGGACCUGUGCUACAGAGAGGGACUGUGAGGACGCCUACAGAGUCUGUCAGAGCCUGGACAUCCCCUUCCAUCAGGUGUCCUAUGUCAAGGAGUACUGGCAUGACGUUUUCAGUAAUCUGUUGAAGGAGUACGAGAAGGGCGGGACACCAAACCCAGAUAUCAUCUGCAACAAACACAUCAAAUUCAACCAUUUCCACAAGUACGCCAUCGACACUCUGGGCGCUGAUGCCAUGGCAACGGGCCACUACGCCAGGACGUCCCAGGAAGACGACGAGGUUUUCCAGCAGCCACACAUACCUCCACCUACCACACUGUUCAGGGAUCGAUUUGAGAUCAGAAACCCUGUGAGGUUGUACAUAGGAGCCGACCGCCUCAAAGACCAAACCUUCUUCCUCAGUCAGAUCUCACAAGAAGCCUUGAAACGAACCAUGUUCCCGCUCGCCGGACUCACCAAAGAGUUUGUGAAGAAGAUUGCUGCUGAGGCAGGGUUUGACCAUGUGCUGAAGAAGAAGGAGAGCAUGGGAAUCUGCUUUAUAGGAAAGAGGGAGUUUGAAAACUUCAUUUUAGAGUAUCUAGAACCAAAACCAGGGAACUUUGUCUCCAUUGAAGACGGGACCGUUUUGGGAAAACACAGAGGUUGGUUCACUCUGACGUUGGGCCAGAGGGCGAGAAUAGGAGGGUUGAAAAAAUCCAUGUUUGUGGUGGACAAGGACAUUGUUACUGGAGAUGUGCUUGUGGCUCCUGACACCAAUCACCCGCAUCUUUACCGCGACACGAUGCGAACGGAUCGCUUCCACUGGCUGUCGGUCGACCCGCCUCCCGAACUCGUCAGAACCCAGAUGUUGGAGUGUCACUUCCGCUUCAUCCACCAGAUGCCGCUCGUUCCCUGCACGGUCACUCUGAACAUGGACGGCACCGUGUGGAUCUCGCUCUCUCAGCCGGUCAGAGCUCUGACACCCGGACAGUUCGCUGUGCUCUACAAAGGGGACGAGUGUCUGGGCAGCGGGAAGAUCGUCCAGCUGGGCCCCAGCGAACACACGCUCCAGAAGGGCCGAGAGCGCCUGGUAGCCGCCGCACAGCACAAAGAGCAGCCGACGCCUGAACCGACCAGCUGAGGCGGUCGUGGAGGAAAUGUCCGGUACACUAGCUAUAGAGCGCCCUGUUGGUUAGAAUACACACUCUGUUAAACAGGUAUUUGUAAGAGGUGCCUCUGAUGGAGGAGUUUUUAAAUGUUCACAACAGUAUUUGAAACACAAGGACAAAAGGGUCGAUGUCUGUGUUAUAAGGUUUUCUUCUUGGUGCUCAGAUAAACCACCACUAUCCAGCCAAAGUGUGUUUGGGAUGGAGAUUUGAUGCUAAUACGAUGGUCUACUCUUUAAAAGUAACCUCACAUUGAAAUUGAGGAUUUUACAGAUCUGUACCAACACCUCAGCUGCCAUCUUUAGGUACAUGGUGUCUAAUUCUACCUGUAAUAAACAGUACAUGUGUUUUUAUUGGACCUCCUGGAUUGAAUUCGUGCUGCUGUUAAUGUUUGCUUCGUCGCAAACAGGAACUGGCUCUUUGAAAUGUGCUUAUUUAAGGGAAACAGCUGUUGUGAUGAUGUUGCACUUGAUCUGAUCUAUGCAUUUUUGGAGUGCAGUGUGUGUUUUUUAGAAAUAACUGUCGUGUAAGACACGCUGGAGUGUCAUCAGGAGAAAACAAAGAGUUUUUCUCUCCUUUGAGCCAACAUAUGCAGCCUUGAUGUCUCCUGUAGUUUAUGUUUUUAAAAGAUACUGUAGUCUGAAGCCUUUAGAGUUGCUCUGUUUAAUUGUAAUAAUAAGAAAAGUGUGACUAACUCCAGUUCUGGAGGGUUGUCAGUCAGCUAGGCUACAAGUUUUGUUCACUCAGACUCACCUGAGAGUCAAAUUAACUCUAAUAUUCUUCUAUUUAUGACGUGUGAUGGGUAACAAACUUCUAAUUUCCUGCACUUAUUCCUACUGUUUGUGAUGCUGCUCAUGUAUCCGUGACUCUUCCGGUCUUCCUUUUACUUUUUCCCUGAACUUAUACAAACCUCAGUUCUUUUGUGGCGACGUUUCAAACCCAGCUGGUUUUCUGUCAGACACUGGUCACUGCAUUGAUGCCACAAAACAAGACUGUUUCUUUGUGAAGUUAUGGUGAAAAAAAAUCGGGCUGCAACUAUGUUUAUCGUCAACCAAUCUGUGGAUUAUUUGCUCGAUUUAUUGAUUCGUUGUUUGCUCCAUAAAAUGGUGAAAAAUGUUGUUUACUGUUUUCCGAAGCCCAGGAUGACGUCUUUGCGUGUCUUGUUUUGAGCCACACACCAAAGAUUUUCAAUUUACUGUCAAAAAGGAGGAAAGAAAGCAGAAAAUAAUCAAAUUUAAGAGGCUUGAAUUAGAGAAUUUUUCCCUUUCUCUCAUAAAAAAAGCUGCUCAAGCUGAUGAAUCGAUUAUCAGAAUGGUCGCCAGUUACAGUAAUAAUUGACAACUAAUUUAACAAUCGUUGCAACUCUACUAAAAACAAAAUACAGUAUAUUUCGAAGUUAGUUAAGAUACACUUCCCAUUAUGUUCUGUUGUUCUCACAGUGAGUUUAUGGUUAUGUUUGAAACGUCAGAGUGGCAAGAAACUCCUUUAAAUAACAAAACCAGUGCCUUUCGCAGCAGUCUGGGAGAUAAUCCGAGUUCCCAAAUUACAAAUUGUACAAACCUGGAAGUCGAAGAGCGAAUAAAUAAACCUAAAAUCUGA
This is a messenger RNA of Stegastes partitus (bicolor damselfish), 2997 nucleotides long. RefSeq names its product tRNA 5-methylaminomethyl-2-thiouridylate methyltransferase (gene trmu). Gene Ontology annotation, molecular function: sulfurtransferase activity. The record is from RefSeq and is a predicted model, not a curated record. The transcript has 11 exons. Gene Ontology annotation, biological process: tRNA wobble position uridine thiolation. Bases 123 to 1373 code for a protein of 416 amino acids. Lineage: Eukaryota; Metazoa; Chordata; Actinopteri; Pomacentridae. Gene Ontology annotation, cellular component: mitochondrion.